This is a messenger RNA of Helicoverpa zea (corn earworm), 936 nucleotides long. RefSeq lists its product as uncharacterized. The transcript has 3 exons. The record is from RefSeq and is a predicted model, not a curated record. NCBI's taxonomy places the organism in Eukaryota, Metazoa, Arthropoda, Insecta, Lepidoptera, Noctuidae. The coding region runs from base 1 to 936 and encodes 311 amino acids.
AUGGGGGCGAUAAUAAGUACUCUAUCAAAUAUUUUGUAUUUAUCUGAAAAGGUCACAUUAUAUUUGACGUGUACAGGAAUAAUAGCUUGUUUGGUGAUCAUGUUUAUUGUUAGUUUGGGAAUGGGCAUCGGUCUCGGAUACAACUACUGCUUCGUGGAUCUGAAGACAAAAUACAAAUAUGUACCACCACGUAAACAGUGGAAGGGCUAUUAUGGAUCUGGAUAUUAUGGACAUAAUGGACCUCAUAGACCUUAUGGACCUAAUGACCCUAGAUAUUAUGGACCUCAUGACCCUAGAUAUUAUGGACCUCAUGACCCUAGAUAUUAUGGACCUAAUGACCCUAGAUAUUAUGGACCUGGAAAUCAUGGAGCCCGCCGUAGCUUCCCUGACAACCCCGGAAACCAUUCAGCAGAAGGAGAACUUGGUCCCAUGACACAAGAUAAAGAAGAUGUAGAAGACGAGAGUUUAAGAGUUCGGAUUACACCAGAACAAGACGUAACGAAGAGCCCAACUUUCCUUAAUCAGUCGGCGGUACAGCUGGGCAAUAAUGCGACUCAAUUUGUUUUAUAUAAUAUUUCGAUACCUUAUGAUAAUGAUGAUGAUGACUUCACAGUUGCUCCGUCAAACACAAUUUCCAUUGCUAACACCUCACGCAAUCAGACAGCGGAAGCUGACGAAACUACAACUGAGGAACCUACAACUGAUGAACCUGCUGAGGGUGCCGAAGAUGAUAGUGAGACUACUGUUUAUAGUUCAGACGACAAGAUUAACCAACUGGACGAGGCUACCUCAGAGGCUCCGACUAACAGUAAUGAUCCCAACAAUAGAAGAGUAAAGAAACUCGUUAUACCAAUUAGCGGUUUGGACUUGAUUAGUCUUCUAUCCAAACUAAAAGCCGAAAACAAAAACUAUUCACUCCAGAUUGUUACAACCUAA